GUUAGUCGCUAAUUGGCAUCCACACGAAACGCGGGCUCUGAGCCACAGCAAUCCACAGUUUCGCGCAUUCCGAUUCAGAUCCAUUCCGAUGGCCUGUUAAACAAAUCUGCGCCUCAAGCUGAGCUGUGAUAUAAAUAGGAAUCGGAACAAUAGUACACCCCAUCCCCAGCAAGACCUCCUAAAUUGCCCGUGUAGUAUUUCAAUCUGCGUCUUGUGCAAAUGCAUUGCCUCCAGUUCGUCGCUUUUGUCGCGUGGUGCGGUGGCCUGAUCCCAGGAAGCUGGACGGCCACCCUCCAGCCACCGCCACUGAUCCAGACCCUCAGCGCUGGCAGUGACAUUGGGCCAGAGUUCAGCCUGGACCAGCAGCCCCAGACACAGGAGCCCGAAGAUGCACAGUUCUGGCGCAAGGUGGGCCUGAAGCAGCUGGAGAAGACCAUCGACCAGGCCAAGCGGGCCGAUGACCACUCGUACGCGAAGAAGGCCCGCAACAUCAUCAUCUUCAUUGGCGAUGGCAUGGGCGUGUCCACGAUCAGUGCGGGACGCAUCUACAAGGGCCAGUACCUGAAGCACGGCCAUGGCGAGGAGGAGACGCUCUCCUUUGACAACUUUCCCAAUACAGGAAUGGCCAAGACGUACAACGUGGACAAGCAGGUUCCGGAUUCGGCAGGCACGGCCACGGCACUGUUCACCGGAAUCAAGACGCACUACGGAGCCAUUGGCGUGGAUGCCACUCGCUCCAAGGUGGAUGCCAGGCAGGGGCGCGUUGAAACGAUCAUGGAGUGGGCCCAGAAGGAGGGCAAGCGCACGGGAGUGGUGACCACAACGAGAAUAACCCAUGCCACGCCUGCGGCCACCUACGCCCACAUCUACGAUCGCGACUGGGAGUGCGAAACGGAGGUGCCGGAAGGAUCGGUGGGCAUCCACGUGGACAUUGCCCGGCAGCUGGUGGAGAAUGCCCCAGGCAACAGGUUCAAUGUGAUUCUGGGCGGUGGCAUGUCGCCCAUGGGCAUCCUGAACGCCUCCGAGGUCAGGCGGACCAAAUUCGAGGGCCCCACCGAAACGAUCUGCAGUCGCAAGGAUAGGCGCAACCUUCCCGCCGAGUGGCUGGCGCACCAUUCCGAGGACAAAGUGCCACCAGCACUGGUGCACAAUCGGGAUGCUCUGCUGGCUGUGGACGCGAAGAAGGUGGAUCACUUGAUGGGCCUGUUCCGGAACAAUCACAUCACCUACUCGAUUGCCCGGGAGGUGGGCGAACCGUCGCUGCAGGAUAUGACGGAGACGGCUCUAAAGGUGCUGGAACGCGGCGACGAUUCGCCUGGGUUUGUGCUCCUCGUCGAGGGCGGGCGCAUCGAUCAGGGCCACCACAUGAACUACGCGCGGGCCGCUCUGCACGAGGUGUACGAGUUCGAUCUGGCCAUCCAGGCGGCCCUCAACAUGACCGAUGCCGACGAGACGCUCAUCCUGGUCACGGCGGACCACUCGCAUGCCGUCACCUUCAACGGCUAUGCGCUGCGCGGCAACGACAUCCUGGGCGCCUCGAACCUGCACGAGAAGGCGGACCCCAUGGUCUACGAGACCAUCUCGUAUGCCAACGGGCCCGGCUACUACGAUCACCUGGCCAACGAUUCGCGGCCCGCGAACAGCUCCAACAUGUGGAUGCCCCUCAAGCUGUACACCGAGGAGGAGCGCAGGGCCCCCACCUACCGCCACCUGGCGUCCGUGCCGCGCAAGGACGAAACGCACGGCGGCGAGGAUGUGGCCGUGUUUGCCUCCGGCCCCGGCUCCAGCCUGGUGCGCGGCGUCUUCGAACAGAACUAUGUGGCGUACGUGAUGAGCUAUGCCGGCUGCAUGGGUCCGGCCAAGCACUUCGACGACUCCUGUGAGGAUCGCAAAGAGAAGAAGCCGAUCAACAGCAGUGCUGGCAGCGCCGGCAGCGCUUUGCGAGCGGCCAUUCUUCCCGUUCUGGCUGCCGCCUUCCUGCGCGGACGCCUGCUGUAAUUGUUGUUGAUUUUAGUUAGUUUUUACGGAUUGUGUAGUUAACAGUAGUACAAGCGGAGGAGACGAUGCGAAAAGGUGUGCAAAUUACCAAAUAUUAAACACUUAAACAUAAAAUGAUUUCGUUUAAAUUAGCAACCGAAACACUUGUUGCGCCUCAGCAGACAGCAAGAGCGUCGAUAGCUGCACAACGAAUAAAUCUGUUAAAUUACGUUA
Drosophila obscura is the source of this 2211-nucleotide messenger RNA. It is a transcript of the gene Alp4, whose product is annotated as alkaline phosphatase 4. Gene Ontology annotation, biological process: dephosphorylation. NCBI's taxonomy places the organism in Eukaryota, Metazoa, Arthropoda, Insecta, Diptera, Drosophilidae. The transcript is spliced from 3 exons. Bases 220 to 1998 code for a protein of 592 amino acids. The record is from RefSeq and is a predicted model, not a curated record. Gene Ontology annotation, molecular function: alkaline phosphatase activity.